AUGCCUAUUGGUCCGACUGCCUGGCGACGAUGGUGUACCCAGAUCCUAUCUGCUCUCAGUUAUCUACAUGCCUGGGAGCCCCCCCUCAUUCAUGGGACACUGACCUGUGACACCAUCUUCAUUCAACACAAUGGUCUCAUCAAGAUCGGAUCAGUCUGGCACAGGAUGUUUGCCAAUGGUCAGGGUAAGGACACAACCGCUCUGGAUAUUUUUGCGUUCGGAAUCUGUGCCUUGGAGGUAAGAAGCUGAGAGGAAUUGUGAGGCAGGUACCAAUCAGAAUCUCAUACACCUCGAUCGAAUCUCCCUCACUGCCCCCUGCUCCAAGGAGAUUCUCCAACCUCACUCAGUAACUGAAGCCCCUCAUCCCUGGAACCAUUCUGGGAAAUCUCUCUGCACCGUCUCAGGGGCCCUCACAUUGAUCAUGAUUUGUUGUUUACACACCCUGGU
Rhincodon typus (whale shark) is the source of this 447-nucleotide messenger RNA. Its product is annotated as nuclear receptor-binding protein 2-like. The record is from RefSeq and is a predicted model, not a curated record. NCBI's taxonomy places the organism in Eukaryota, Metazoa, Chordata, Chondrichthyes, Orectolobiformes, Rhincodontidae. Gene Ontology annotation, molecular function: protein serine/threonine kinase activity; ATP binding. Gene Ontology annotation, biological process: endoplasmic reticulum to Golgi vesicle-mediated transport; intracellular signal transduction; protein phosphorylation. Gene Ontology annotation, cellular component: cytoplasm; endomembrane system. The transcript is spliced from 5 exons. The coding region runs from base 1 to 249 and encodes 82 amino acids.